CCUUCUCCUCCAGUUAGAAAUAAAUAAAAACAUCAUCUCAUCUCAUCUCAUCUCUUAGAAACAAAAAUGGAGUUUCUAACAGUCCCUUCAAACCCUAAUAAUUUCCUCACCAUCCCAACCACAAGCACCAUUAACAUGAUCACCCCAUCAAAGAUCUCCGGCAUCAUGUCCUCGCCGGCGAUGAUGACGAUGACGUCAUCCACACCCCCAUUACUGUCUCCUGGACCGGUAAUAAGCCGGUACGAGAAUCAGAAACGGAGGGACUGGAACACUUUCUGCCAAUACCUCCGCAGCCACCACCGCCCUCCCUUGCCCCUCGCUCUCUGCGGUGGGGCCCACAUUGUCGAGUUUCUCAGGUACCUCGACCAGUUCGGAAAGACUAAGGUUCACCACCGUGGCUGCCCCUUCUUCGGCAUGCCGUGUCCUCCCGCCCCGUGCCCCUGCCCGCUGCGUCAGGCUUGGGGCAGCCUGGACGCCCUGGUCGGGCGGCUGAGGGCGGCGUACGAGGAAUACGGAGGUGGACGGCCGGAUACUAACCCGUUUGGGGCCCGGCACGUGAGGAUCUUCCUUAGGGAGGUUAGGGAGUUUCAGACGAAAUCUAGAGGGAUAAGUUAUGAGAAGAAGAGGAAAAGAGGAAAACAGAAGCAGAUUCAAAUUAUGCAACAUGAUCAGAAUCUACAAGCUCAGUCGAAUUCUAUCCCUAUUACCUAAUUAAUUAUAUAUUAAUAACAUCAUAUAAUAUACACAAUCAAAAGCUAGCGCCAGCCAUGGGAUGCAUGAUCAUUUCAAUGCUCGAUCAUUACUUACUUUUCAACUUUAUUAAUGGAUCGAGAGAUUAGACCACUACUUAAGCUGCCGGCUGACCUAGCUGUUUGUUAUAUGUGUAACAAUAACAAAUAUUGAACAUAUAUAUAUAUGUGUGUUCUAUUUUGACUUACAUUAAUAAUACUUCAAUCUCUAUGCUUGUUU
This is a messenger RNA of Impatiens glandulifera, 969 nucleotides long. Its product is annotated as protein LIGHT-DEPENDENT SHORT HYPOCOTYLS 2-like. Gene Ontology annotation, biological process: response to light stimulus; mRNA transcription. Gene Ontology annotation, cellular component: nucleus. The record is from RefSeq and is a predicted model, not a curated record. The coding region runs from base 67 to 711 and encodes 214 amino acids. NCBI's taxonomy places the organism in Eukaryota, Viridiplantae, Streptophyta, Magnoliopsida, Ericales, Balsaminaceae. The transcript has a single exon.